Molecule: messenger RNA, 2214 nt
Organism: Salvia splendens (bonfire salvia)
Lineage: Eukaryota; Viridiplantae; Streptophyta; Magnoliopsida; Lamiales; Lamiaceae
Exons: 1
Coding region: 1-2214 (737 amino acids)
Source: RefSeq, a predicted model, not a curated record
AUGCAAAACACUACUUCUUCUUCAUUCUACUCUCCUUCUCGAGGUUCCAUACAAGUAGGUGCAAUUCCGGUCACUGUUCCGAUCAUCGGUGACCCCGAUUCCGCACCAAGUGGUAUCAUCCUAAACGAUCCGACUUCCGUCAUGGUGGACACCCGCUCCGGUGAGAUGCGACGUCUGGAGGAAUCAGUCAAGGCUACUAUGGCUGAAUUCUCUGCAAAACUUACUGAAUCUGAGGAAGCACGCGACCUCACUAUGAAAGAAUUCCGAGAAGAGCUCCUAGCUCUUCAAUUGCAACAAAACGAACUGAUUUCUCAUUUUGUUCCACCGGCGAAUGGUGCUGCGAACGCCCAAUUUAAUGGUGCGGGUGUUGGAGCUCAGCCUCGCCAACAAUAUUUUGCUACUCGUCAAUCAAAGGUUGGCUUUCCUAUUUUCAACGGAGAGGAUUUAACUGGUUGGAUUCUUCGUUGUGAUCAUUUCUUCGCGGUGGAUCUGACACCGGAAGAGUCGAAAGUGCGUCUCGCGGUGAUCAAUUUCGAGGGCCGUGCACUUCAAUGGUUCCAAAAUUGGGCGAAAUAUCAAGAUAGAGCAAUGACUACGCCGUGGCCGAUGUUCCUGCGAGCUCUAGAAGGUCGAUUUGGUGAUCAACUACUCGGAGAUCCAAUGACUGAGCUUCUCACUCUCAAGCAAACAGGUUCGUUCGCUGAUUACCAUGACCGUUUUGAAUUGCUCCUUGGUCGCGUGUCCUUAUCUGAAUCUUAUGCUAUUAGCCAUUUCAUUAAUGGAUUGAAACCACAUGUGCAAAAAGCUGUGCGAAUGUUCAUGCCACAAACAUUAGUACACGCUUAUGCCUUAGCUAGACUUCAAGAUCUAUCUACUACUGUUAAAGAUGUCGCUCCUCAGAAUUCUAAGCGAUUUAAUAGCAGUGACUAUAGAUCUACAGCACACUCUACACCACUACUCCCCACCCCUACUAUGCCUGCUGUUAAAACUAAGAGAUUAUUAACUGAGGAAGAAAUGGCGGAUAAAAGAGCUAAGGGAUUGUGCUAUGGGUGCGAUGAAAAGUUCGAAAGGGGACAUCGCUGUGCUAGGAAGCAAUUAUACUUACUGGAAAUAGAUGAUGGAGUGAGAGAUUUCAGUGUUGAUGAUGAGAUUCAGGAAGAGGAAAUUAAUGAUGAUGAAAAUCCCCUGAUCUCAAUACAUGCUAUAAAUGGCUCUCCUUCCAGAGGCUUUCGUACUAUGCGCAUCACUGGCCGUGUAAGUAAGAAAGCUAUCCACAUUCUUAUCGAUUCAGGCAGUACUCACAACUUCUUAGAUUUACAUUUGGCAAAGAAAUUGGGCCUCCAACUCACUCCAGUAAAAUCAGUGAUGGUCGAUGUUGCUGAUGGUAACAGGUUGGAGUGUAAAUCUAUGUGCAAAGGCAUGCGUUGGUGGUUGAGAGGUACCCCUUUUGUCACAGAUGUUAUUCUACUUCCUUUGGGAAAUUGUGAUAUGGUGCUAGGCAUACAAUGGUUGGAGACAUUAGGAGUUAUCCAGUGGGACUUCAAGAAUUUAACAAUGGACUUCACUUUAAAUGGUCAAAGACAUUUGGUGAGAGGGAGCCAGAAAGAGCUAACAGUCCACACGGUUUCAGAAAAGGAAAUGACUAAACUCCUUACUCAUAAUGAUGGAAUUCAAUUGUGUUGUAUACAAGUCGAUAAUGAAAGGAACACUACUCUGCUUUCUGUGGAGAAAUCAGAUGAAUCUGAACUGCCAACUCCUAACAGUAUCAAGCUAUUUCUGGAGGAUCAGAAGGCUAUCUUUGCUGAGCCUACAUCCUUACCUCCCUUGAGAUCUCAUAGCCAUAGAAUCACUCUCAUACCGGGCUCUUCACCUGUAAAUUCAAGGCCCUACAGACAUUCUGCUUUACAGAAAAAUGUGAUUGAGAAGCAGGUAUCUGAUUUACUUAAACAAGGAUUUAUUCAACCGAGUUCUAGCCCGUUUUCUUCCCCGGUGGUCUUAGUAAAGAAGAAAGAUGGUACGUGGAGAAUGUGUGUGGAUUAUAGACAUUUGAAUAAGAUCACUAUCAAAGACAAGUAUCCCAUUCCUCUCAUUGAUGAACUACUUGAAGAAUUGAAAGGAGCUACGGUUUUCUCUAAAAUUGAUCUAAGAGCAGGGUACCACCAGAUCAGAAUGGAAGCUGAGGACAUCCCAAAAAACUGCUUUUCGUACACAUGA